AGGUCCAAAUCCCGCUAAACCCGGGGCUUUGCCAGAUAAACAGCCUGCUUUGCGAAGGCAGCGCGUUUGUGAAAACACAAUUAGCAAACCCUGUAAUCUGCACUAAUUACCGGGCCCGAGGUCUCCCCUGCGGCCGCGGCGCGGGGACCAUGGGGGACGCGCUGGGACCUGGGGGACGGCGCCCGCCCGGGGGCUCCUUCACCAUCGCGUCCCUGCUGGCCGAGCGGGGGCCCCCCAGCCCGGCCCCCCCCGGGCGCAGCCCCCCGGGCGCCCCCCGGUCCCCCCCGGAGCCCGGGGACAAACCCCCCCAGUCCUACAUCGCCCUCAUCUCCACCGCCAUCCUGUCCUCCCCAGAGAAGAAGCUGCUGCUCUCCGACAUCUACCAGUGGAUCAUGGACAACUACCCCUACUUCAAGAACAAGGAGAAGAGCUGGCGCAACAGCGUCCGCCACAACCUGUCCCUCAACGAGUGCUUCGUCAAAGCCGGGCGCAGCGACAACGGCAAAGGCCAUUUCUGGGCCAUCCACCCCGCCAACAUGGAGGAUUUUGCCAAGGGCGACUACCAUCGCCGGCGGGCCCGGCGGCGCGUCCGCAGGGUGAACGUCGGCUACUACCCCCCGUACGCCCUGUACGGCCUCGGCUGCUGCUGCCCCUGCUGCCCCCCCGCCCCCCCCCGCGCCCCCCCUGGCCCUGCCCGUGCUGCCCCCGCUGGCCCUGCCCGUGUUCCCCCCGCGCUGCCUGCCCGAGCGGGGCCGGUGGGGCUGGGGACGGGUCCCCCCUCCCCGCGGCCCCGGGCCCCUUCAGCCCCAGUUCCUGUAGCCCCCCCCCCCCGUGCUCAGUGCCUGGACGGGUCCCCCCAAAACAUGGAGCAGCUCAGGAUGUCACCAGCCCCGUGUUGUCCCCCCCCAUCAAGCCAAGGGGUUGCGUGUGAUCCCCCUCCAUCACCAAUGAAACCCAAUGGGGCCAGCGCCAGGGGUGCAUGUGUCCCCCCAACAACCCCUGUCCCCAUCCCCCAGUGGGGACCCCCUACCCUCCCUGGGGUCCAACCUCAGCGGGGGACUCACUGCCCCACGGUCCCUCCACCCCCAGCCCAGGCACAUAUGGGGCUUAACCCCCCCCCCAGCAGGCCCCUUGCCCUAAUUAUUUUCUUACUAAUUGUCCUUGACGCCCCUAAUGAAAAUCGCGGCUCCCAGGUGUUAAGUGGCAUUAGGGCGUCUCGCUAAGAACGACGACUCGGCCACUAAAUCCCGGGAGAUAAAACCCCCAAAGCUCUUUGCGCCCCCGAGAACUGGGCAGCUUAUGACACAAAUUAAUCCCACAACAUGGGCCGUGCCCUUUGGGGGGGGUGAGGGGUCGGGUUGGGGGGGCUCUGGGGACAUGGGGGUGGGGACAGGGUGGCAGUUUUGGGAUCGUCCCCUCAGUGCCAACUGCCUCAGUUUCCCCACCUGCAGCUGGUCCCUGGGGGGACAUGGGGGGUGCACCCCCCAAACCCCAGCCCUGCGCUCCUUAAACCGCGGCCAUCUGGGUGCCGGUGUUUGUCCCGGCCCUAAUCUGGGCCCAAACGGGAUUAGGGACCCCCCCCGUGUGUCCCCCGCCCGGGGCGGCUUAAGUGGGGGGGGGGGGGGGGGGGGGGGGGAUCCAGCCAUGGGGGUCCUGGGCAGACGGGGAGGGGCUGGGACCCCCUUUGCUGUUACGCGUGUCGUUGUCCAUCGGGGGUGUUGCUCUGGUUGGGGAAACUGAGGGAUGGCCGCAAGCUGGGCUGACACCCCCAGCCCCGGACACCCCAAAAUCACUGACACCCCCAGCCCCGGACACCCCAAACUCACCAACACCCCCAAAUCACCAACACCCCGCAACCCCAGACACCACAAAAUCACCAACACCCCCAACCCUGGACAUCCCCAAAUCAUUGAUGGCCCCAAGUCACUGACACCCCAACCCUGGACACCCCAAAAUCACCAACACCCCCAGACUCCCCCAAAUCACUGACACCCCCAGCCCUGGACACCACAAAAUCACUGACACCCCCAGACACCCCAAAAUCACCAACACCCCAACAUCCCAAAUCACUGACACCCCCAACCCCGGACACCCCAAAAUCACUGACACCCCCAGCACUGGGCACCACAAAAUCACUGACACCCCCAACCCCAGACACCCCAAAAUCACUGACACCCCCAGCACUGGGCACCACAAAAUCACUGACACCCCCAACCCCGGACACCCCAAAAUCACUGACACCCCCAAAUCACUUACACCCCCAGCCCCAGACACCCCAAAAUCACUGACACCCCAACCUCAGACACCCCAAAACCACCCACACCCCCACCCACAUCCCCCGCCCCCCCCCCAGCCCAGGGACCUCCAGCCGAGUCCCCAAACCCCCCAAAACCCCCCAAAACCCCCAAGAAUAAGAACAACACCGAGGACCCCGAGGAGCCCCCGGUGGCUUUUCCGCCCCCAAGAAACCAAACGGCUGCGCGUGUACUUUUAAUAUAUAGUUUAUUCUUUUUAAAGCCCCCCCCAAAGUGCAAUUCUUAUUAUUUUAUAUUCUCCUCAGUCUCCCCCACUUUAUAAAUUCUAUCAA
Columba livia (rock pigeon) is the source of this 2587-nucleotide messenger RNA. RefSeq names its product forkhead box protein L2-like. The record is from RefSeq and is a predicted model, not a curated record. Gene Ontology annotation, biological process: cell differentiation; regulation of transcription by RNA polymerase II; anatomical structure morphogenesis. Bases 150 to 1223 code for a protein of 357 amino acids. NCBI's taxonomy places the organism in Eukaryota, Metazoa, Chordata, Aves, Columbiformes, Columbidae. The transcript is spliced from 3 exons. Gene Ontology annotation, molecular function: RNA polymerase II cis-regulatory region sequence-specific DNA binding; DNA-binding transcription factor activity, RNA polymerase II-specific.